This is a messenger RNA of Prorocentrum cordatum, 934 nucleotides long. NCBI's taxonomy places the organism in Eukaryota, Dinophyceae, Prorocentrales, Prorocentraceae. The record is from the annotation of a GenBank genome assembly.
UGGCUCCAGCAUUUGGCGGAUGUUCGCGGCCUCCCGGCGCCAUGAAGACGCACCAUGGUGCGUUCAAGGUCGGCGGCGCCUUCCAGGCGGCGGCGAGGCCCCUGUGCGCCGGGGCGGUCUUCCGGCAGCCACGACAGAGCGCGGCUGCCGCCGUCGUGGCGGAUAGCGGCGACGGCCGGCCGACCCUGGCGGAGCUCGCGGAAGGCCCUUACUUCGUCCUCGCCCUCCUCCUCGACGGCAGCACGUUGUGCUGCGCCGACGCCACCUGCCGGCUGCUCCGCCAGCUGAACCGGGCGCGGAUCGGCCCGUGGCGGGCGCUGGGCGCUCGGGCUUUCCACGGCCUGGAGCUCGAGCGGGAGGGCACGUUCGAGCAGCCAGCCGCGGCCUUCCCAGAACUCGAGCGGGGCGGCGACGGCUCCUGUGCGAGCGGCAGGAAGCUCGCGCGCAUCGACUGGAAGGGGCGGUACCACCACUUCCGCGUGGACGUGCCCACCUUCUGCGCGCCCUUCGCGGGGCCCGAGAUCACGACCGUCGCCCACCCCGACGAGGUGGCGUACUUCCGGUGCCGGCUCUGCACGGACGUCCUCGGCGAGGCUUCCGACCGUGGUGUGUACCUUGAGGUGGAGGUCCUCUCCAACCCCGACAACCUUAGCAUGGCCGUCGUGGACUUCGAGGCUGGAGGCUGCAGCAGCGUGACCUUCAGCCCCGACACCGGCGCCGUCAUACGCGAGCGGAAGGUCCGGGAAGCCCCUCGGAAGGUACACGCAGCCACCCCGCGCGUGCCACGCAUGCUGCGCUGCGCUCCGCUCCGUGCGCCGCGCCUGCCGCUUUCCUUUCGGGCAUACUGGCAUCCCCGGUCCGAACACGUGGUGACUCAGCGGCUGCAUUGCUUAACAGAAACAGCAUGAGGUCCGUAUUGCAUGAGCUACUGGCG